AUGACAUUACCAUUUAGAGUAAUAGCAAAUGAUCUUCACAUCAUCAUAUUGCAUAAUCAUCCUUUCGGAUUCGUGAUGAUACUCGCACUGUUAAUGCUGGUAUCAGUGAGCACAUGUGCUCGACUGGACAACACCUACCUACCUCCAGCUGGAGCAAGCCAAGCAGGCGGCGGAGCAGGCCUUGGAACUCCUUCAUUCGGAGGAGGUUUUGGAUCUAAAACUGGUGGAGGAUUUGGUGGUACUGGAGGAGGUUUUGGAGGUAGAGGAGGCUCUGGCGGAUUUGGUGGUUCUGGAGGAUUUGGAGGCUCUGGCGGAUUUGGAGGUGCAGGUGGUUUUGGAGGCGGUAGAGGUGGUGCAAGUGGUGCUGGUUUUGGAGGAGGAAGAGGUGGCGCAGGAGGAGCUGGUGGUUAUGGAGGUAGCGGUGGCGGCGCUGGAGGAUUUGGUGGUUCCGGCGCAGGAGGUGGAUUUGGUGGCACCGGUGGUUCAGGUGGAUUCGGAGGCGCUGGUGGAUAUGGAGGAUCAGGUGCAGGUGGUGGAUUUGGUGGAUCAGGCGCAGGUGGUGGAUUUGGGGGAUCAGGUGCAGGUGGCGGAUUUGGAGGUACUGGUGGUGGUGGCGGAUAUGGCGGCGCCGGAGCUGGAGGUGGUUUUGGUGGAUCUGGUGGUUUCGGCGGUGGUUAUAGUGGUAACCGUGGUGGACCUCAAAUUGAAAUUCUGAGAUACGAUAACCAACCUAAUCAGGGCGAUGGAAGUUAUUCUUACAGUUACGAAACGGCUAACGGCAUUAGAGCUCAAGAACAAGGACAAAAUCGCGGAUCUCAAGAAGCUGUUGGUUCAUUCCAAUAUACUUCACCGGAGGGUCAACAAAUAUCUCUAAGUUACACUGCUGACGAAAAUGGAUUUGUGCCACAAGGUGAUCAUUUGCCUACACCACCACCAAUCCCAGAAGCAAUCCUAAGAUCCUUGGAAUACAACGCCGCUCAUCCAGGAGAAGGUAAAAAAAUUGUCACCAGUGAUGAUGAUGGCAGUUACAGAGGAGGCGGCGGUGCUGGUGGAUACUCCGGAGGCGGCGGCGGUGGUUACUCUGGUACAAGUGGAAGUGGUGGUUACGGAGGCUCAGGAGGAGCAGGUGGUUUCGGUGGAGCCGGCGGCGCAGGAGGUUUUGGACGAGGAGGCGGAGGCGGUGGUUUUGGUGGUUCAGGAGGCUUUGGUGGAGCCGGUCGUGGCGGUGCAGGUGGUGCUGGAGGAUAUGGUUCUGGUGGAUUUGGAGGCGCGGGAGGUUCUGGUGGAUUUGGUGGAGGACGUGGUGGCGCAGGUGGUUUUGGAGGAUCUGGUGGAUUUGGCGGAGGCAGAGGUGGUACCGGUUUUCCUGGUACUUCGCGCGGUCCAAGCAAUCAAUACCUCGCACCCAGCGGCGGAGGAGCAGGAGGUUAUAAAUAUUAA
This is a messenger RNA of Ctenocephalides felis (cat flea), 1440 nucleotides long. Its product is annotated as glycine-rich cell wall structural protein-like. The record is from RefSeq and is a predicted model, not a curated record. Lineage: Eukaryota; Metazoa; Arthropoda; Insecta; Siphonaptera; Pulicidae. Gene Ontology annotation, molecular function: structural constituent of chitin-based larval cuticle. The transcript is spliced from 10 exons. Bases 1 to 1440 code for a protein of 479 amino acids. Gene Ontology annotation, cellular component: chitin-based extracellular matrix.